This is a messenger RNA of Mesocricetus auratus (golden hamster), 5888 nucleotides long. It is a transcript of the gene Mob3c, whose product is annotated as MOB kinase activator 3C. Gene Ontology annotation, biological process: signal transduction; positive regulation of protein phosphorylation. Gene Ontology annotation, cellular component: cytoplasm; nucleus. NCBI's taxonomy places the organism in Eukaryota, Metazoa, Chordata, Mammalia, Rodentia, Cricetidae. The record is from RefSeq and is a predicted model, not a curated record. The coding region runs from base 3485 to 4228 and encodes 247 amino acids. Gene Ontology annotation, molecular function: protein kinase activator activity. The transcript has 3 exons.
CCGCGCCCCUCGCGGCCCGGUCUUGCUUCCACUUUCAGUUCUUCUUGGUCCUCGCCUGGCAACUUCUGGAAGCGACCCGCGCCUGAAAGCAGGCUGGCACAGUCCUCAGCCCCGGGUCCGAGGCUCAGCGCCCAAAUGCCGGGGUGGGGGUGGCGGUGGCGGUGGCUGGUGAGGGGGCGUGUCUUCAGGAGCGGAAAUGUCAGGCUGGCUCCUCUGGGUCCUAGGACCUGUUUGUCCCUAACAGUUGGAGAUAAGGGGAGGUUCUUAGGGGCUCAAAGGAGGUGGAGGCGGGUCUUUUUAUAUUUGACCUUGUCCCGCGUACCAGGCUAGAACCUGAGUUCGAACUGGAAUUGUAUCUCAGCCAGGCCCGGGAGGGGCAGGUGUGUCCCAGGCAGGGGACUAGGUAUUAGAAACAGGCUGGGUCGGUAAACCUUUGCUCUUCAUCUGGGAAGAUUAGAUGCUCAGUCAUGGAGUGAGCAAACCACUGGCCACCCACCCAGUAAUUAAAGUGGAGGGUCCACGGGGAGAGGGCACAGAGGCUCUGUAAGAAACAGUCAGUGAUGGCAUGAGGCUGGGGAGAGCAGCAAUAACAGACAUAGCUAGGAGGGGACGUCCCCCUGAGCUUACCUCCUGUACUCCAAGUUCACUCUUCCUAGGAAAAGUCCUAGGCCUUAAAGUUCUACAGCAGGGAGGUGGGGCCGCUCUACUCCCUUCCCCUCCUCUUCUGUACACCAGGCCAAUGGCCAGACAGAGCAAGCAAGGGGUCCUUUGUACCUUAUCAUAGGCUAAGUCCCUCUUUAUCCCAGUCCCCUACUUCUUAUAACUUUCUUUGUAAAGUCAGGCUCCUCAAAUCCUGAUUCUGGGCUUCAGUUUCCCCUUCUGUAGGUUGGGCCACUUGAUUUCUCAGAGCUGUUUCAACUUGAAGACUUGUAUUCCUAUAUGUGUAUGUGUCUGGUAUUGUGGGUAAGUGAAGGUGGGUGUGCAGGUAUGGAGGUUGACAUCAGGUAUCUUACUCUCCACUUCAUUUAUUGAGGCAAGGUCUAUUUUUAAAAUAAUUACAUUUAUUUAUAUGUAUGCAUAAAUAUUCGGUACACACACACACACACACUCAUGUAUGUACCACAAUGUACAUGUGGUAGUUAAAGACAGUGUGUGGGAGUUCUCUCCUUCUACCAUGGGGGUCCCUCAGGCCAGUAAGUUUACCCAUUGAGACAUCUCACCAGCCCAAAGCAGAUCUUUCUGAACCUGGGGUUUCCAGGGGUUCCCUGCCUCUAUCUCUUAAGUUCUAGGGUUACAGAAGGCUGCCAGGUCUUGUCAGGUUUUUCAUGGCUUCUGGAGAUCAAAACUGGUCCUCAUGAUUGCACUACAAGCUCUUUACCCACUGAACCGUCUCCCCAGCCACUCUAAGACUCUUGAGUCUAAGCUUUCCCUAAAGCCCAGCCACCAAUGUUAUGCCAGCCUGACUUUAUCUAGAGGGCGAGGGACAGAAAUGGUCAAAGAGUGGUCACCAUACAAGGUUGUGAUCUGGAGGAGGCUGCUGAAGGAGGUAGCAUUCGGUAGGAUGGAAUGAGAAAUCAGGAAUCUAUCAGCAAAAGACACCCAUGCAGGAGAGUAAGGGCAUCAAGGAGAAGCCCAGGGUGGCUGCUGGUGAGAGGUGGUGUGGGGAAGUUAGGGUGUGGAGUUGAAAAGUAGAGUGAGAGUCUGUAACAGUCCCUAAUGGGUGACCAUACCAAGGUGGAGGACCCAAAACCCCACCGAUUGCAUGAGUGAUUUUGGAAACUCUGCACCAGGCAGAGCUUACAAGGGAGACAGCAACUGAAGUGUGCAGAGCUCUCCAUUCGGGAGGUUCAGGUCCCAGCCUACUAUUCCUUUGGGAAGAAGCUGGGUGGUGGACAGAAUAAAUGAGAGGACCUUCAGGUUCUCUCAAGAGGUCAGGAACUCUCUCUCCCCUCCAAACCACUCUGGCUUUUCCUGAUUGAUCCAUUCUGCUAUGAGAAGGAGAAACUGUUCUAAACAUUUCUGUAAGUUUGAUUUGUUGCCAGAAGUAACAUCUGUCUGAGUUCUGUGCCUUUGGUUACACUAACCAACCUAAUCCCCACCCUCUAUAUCCCCAUUCUGCCACAGCAGUUAUCAAAGAUGUGAGAAAGGAAGCUGCUUCAAAGUCAAGCCAGUCUGAGGUGAAGGAUGAGCUUUGUCUGUUGCUGUCUCAGGCCUCAUUCAGUGUGGAGCUAGGGCUUAGACUAACCAAGGUUGAGGACAAGUCAGAGUCAACAUGGAGCCCGAGCUCAGUGCUUAGCUUAUACAGCCUAGUGGUCAGGGUCCAUGGUCAGGGUCUGUGCUCGGUUUAUGGCUGUUCCAGUCUUGGCAGUUGCCUGGAUCUGCAAUUCCAUAUAGUCAUGUACAUUGGUAGGGGAGAUGAAAUGCCUAAGAUACUCAGAAACCUGGCUAUAUCAGGGUGUUCAAGGAUUUACAAGGACUAAAUCAGUGGUGAUGUAAGCAAGUCAGUUUUGAAUCAGGGGCUGGAUCCCAGGACUUUGGGGGCUCUGACUGAUGCCCCCUGAAGUCUGUUCUGAGUCUGGGAGUCUUCCAUUCUAAGAGGCAAAGCAAACAUCCAGAAGGACAGCAGGAUGGGUGCCAGGUACAUAGUAGGCAUGCUGGAAAUCAUAUGGAGUGUCAGGUGCACACGGUGGCUUAUUCAGGUUUGGGACUGAAGGAGGUUGACUUAGGGGGAAAGAGCAUUAGCAUAGCAGAGGAAGUAGUACUCUUCUAGACUGCCACCCUCCCCUUCCUGUAACGCCUGCAGCCACACUGAAGGCCACCCAGAUGGCCAUGCGAGGGCCCUUUCCUCUUUCAGUGUAAAGAAAAAGGAAAGGACAUUUUUGGUAGAAAAGUCCCUUCUGCUCCCUGGGAAUCCCCUGUGGCAGGAUGGACUUCGGGAUAUACCAGAGGAAACUGAAGUCCAGGGCCCACCCUGUCACCCUAGCACAAUGCAGCCAGCUUCUCUUACACUACACAGCUGACCUAUGGGGUUUCCAGAGAACAUCUUAUCGGGUCCCUGUUCCCUGGAGGGCCUUCAAAAGCCUCUGUCCCUUCUGUAAUAGUCGACAGUAAGUCCUGCAAGAACUUGUUUGGAGCCAGGCUACACCUGCAAGGUUCAAAGACAGCAGGGAGGAAACUAAAUAUAAGGAAAGGUAUGUGGGGCUGCAAAGAGGGCAGGGGAGAAGUACUAAAGUAGUCCACAAAAGAUCAGACACUGACCGGCGGUGGUGGCGCGGGAGGCAGAGGCAGGCGGAUCUCUGUGAGUUCGAGGCCAGCCUGGUCUCCAGAGCGAGUUCUAGGACAGCCUCCAAAGUCACAGAGAAACCCCGUCUCGGGAAAAAAAAAAAGUAGACAGUUAGGGGAUGAGUGUUUCUAUGAGGUAAAGAAUUACCUCAAGGCUGACAGCUAAUAGGAAAAUGAUGUGUUGGAAAGUCAGAACCAUUUUAUGGGUCCUGAUCACCUGUUUCCCCUGCCUUUGUCCCUGGCAGGGCAUCUUCAGGUCCCUGGACCUAGACAUCCUCCUCUACUAGGCCUGGCCAUGGCACUGUGUCUGAAGCAGGUGUUUGCUAAGGACAAGACUUUCCGGCCCCGGAAGCGCUUUGAGCCUGGCACACAGCGCUUUGAGCUGUAUAAGAAGGCUCAAGCCUCACUCAAGUCUGGCCUGGACCUUCGAAGUGUGGUGAGGCUGCCACCUGGUGAGAGCAUCGAUGACUGGAUCGCUGUGCAUGUGGUGGACUUCUUCAACCGCAUCAACCUCAUCUAUGGCACCAUGGCUGAGCACUGCAGUGAGGCCAGCUGUCCGGUCAUGGCUGGUGGGCCUCGCUAUGAGUACCGCUGGCAGGAUGAGCGCCAGUACCGAAGGCCUGCCAAGCUCUCAGCACCCCGCUAUAUGGCAUUACUCAUGGACUGGAUUGAGGGUCUCAUCAAUGAUGAGGAUGUCUUUCCUACACGUGUUGGAGUUCCCUUCCCCAAGAACUUCCAGCAGGUCUGCACCAAGAUCCUGACCCGACUCUUCCGAGUCUUUGUGCAUGUCUACAUCCACCACUUUGAUAGCAUCCUCAGCAUGGGGGCGGAGGCACAUGUCAACACCUGCUAUAAGCACUUUUACUACUUCAUCCAAGAGUUCAGCCUGGUGGACCAGAGGGAACUCGAGCCACUGAGGGAGAUGACAGAACGGAUCUGUCACUGAGUCCAGGUCUGGAUGUUGUUGCCUAUCAACUGGACCAUCACAGUGUAGCAUGGAGAGGGAAUCCUUAGGAGCCUGUUGGUAAAGCAAUCUGAAGGCCUGUAGGACCCCUCUAUAUACCCAACACCUCUGGACUUCUCAGAAGUCUGCCUGUGUAUCCCAGAUUGUGUGGAGAAGGGGGGGGCUUCAAGUGGGCAACAGGAGGAAAGGAGGAGUUUAGCCCCUCACAUGAAGUCCAAGAGUAGGGUAAGCUACCAGGUCUCUGCUCUGAUACCACCUUACCAUGGUGGGUCCAAAUCCAUUUGGGGAAUGUGGAUGUGGCUGAAGUGAUGGCAAGAAAAUUAUAAGAGAGUGAGUGCCUGUAUCUGAGCAAGCAGGUAGGUGUGUGUGUGUGUGUGUGUGUGUGUGUGUGUGUGUGUGUGUGUGUGUGUAUGUAUGUUGGGGGGGUUGUUGAUUGUGGGAUUUGUCUGAGAGAUCCAGGUCCUUCCUGGCACAUGUUGGAUGGAUGGAUGGAUGGAUGGAUGGAUGGAUGGAUGGUGGAUAGAUAGGCGGGCUGACUGUAAGUCCAUGACCCCUAUAGGAGUAAUGACAGCUUAUUGCUCCAACUCAACUCUGACCAUAGGUACAAGUGUACAGAAUGUGCAGGUAUAUGGAAUUGUACCUUUGAAUCUUCUAGACUACCAUUUUCUAUCUUGAACUGGAACUCAAGAUACUUCAGUCUCACACCCUGAACCCACUGACCUGACUGAAGGCUGGCACAAAAUAGCCCUCUUGACAAAGAGAGCAACUGGAACUUGAAUUGGGGAAUCUGGAGUCUUUUUCCCUAUCUCAGGACACUGAGGAUCAUGUAGCUGGUGGAGACCUUCCCAUCCUAAAAAUACCUGCCUCCAUCCAACCACCCAGAGACAUCCCACCUACUUGGAUCUCUGAGCACAGUAUCCAGAGAGGCUGGGAUGCUCUUUCAGUAGCCAUUACUCAGUUAUUCCAUGCUGAGCCCUGUGCACAGACUCACAGGUAGGGAAACCAUGGCAGAAACAGGCUUCUGCCCUCCCAGAGCUUUUAUCCUGAGAAGCCAGGACGGAGAACAAGAAGUCACAUUAAGAAUCCCAUGUGUUUCUCGGUAUGGAGAGGAGGAAACUGAAACUGGAGGCUUUUGUGAAGCUGUGUAAAAGCCAAGGCUCUUGACUUCUCCUCUAGGGCCUGCUGAUUGUGACACUGAGAUGCAUGUGAAAAUGGGGUUUGUCAGCCACUCUCCAGGACACAACUACUCCUGCUUUGAGCAGUGAUUUCUAGCCUGAUGCCAGAGAGCCCACCACCCCUGGGUUGGCUCGAGUUGACUGCUGAGACAAUCGUCCAAAACCAGAUCUGUUUUUAUGACCUAGGAACUGCCUGCCCUCCAGAGAAACAGCUGGGGAGCUCUAGACUAGCAGGACCUGGAACUUCUGUCUCUGCUGGCUCCAGAAAAGACAAGGGGGGCAUGCCACCAUGUAGCUUUGGCAGUGGUUCAGAACUGAGGAAGGUAGGAAAUUCCCCACAGUGGGUUUGCAGAAUAUACUCUGGAAUCUAGGCUGUGAAAAGGGAUGAUGGGGGAGGGAAAUAUAUUUUUGUGAAAGAGGGAAGAUUUUGCUAUUUUUGGUAAAAUAAAAGACACAAACUACAGCAA